Messenger RNA from Eptesicus fuscus (big brown bat), 580 nucleotides. Its product is annotated as proteasome maturation protein-like. The transcript has a single exon. Lineage: Eukaryota; Metazoa; Chordata; Mammalia; Chiroptera; Vespertilionidae. Bases 16 to 477 code for a protein of 153 amino acids. Gene Ontology annotation, cellular component: cytoplasm; nucleus. Gene Ontology annotation, biological process: proteasome assembly. The record is from RefSeq and is a predicted model, not a curated record.
CAGAGUGAGCUAAAGAUGAAUAUCAGUGGACUUGGAUCUCAGCUAAAGGACAGUAUUACAGUUACUGAACUACCAGCAAGUGGACCUUUUGAAAGUCAUGAUCUUCUUCGAAAAGGUUUUUCUUGUGUGAAAAAUGAACUUUUGCCCAGUCAUCCUCUUGAAUUAUCAGAAAAAAAUUUCCAGCUCAACCAAGAUAAAAUGAAUUUUUCCACACUGAGAAACAUCCAGGGUCUAUUUGCUCCACUAAAAUUGCAAAUGGAAUUCAAGGCAGUGCAACAGGUUCAGCGUCUUCCAUUUCUUCCAAGCUCAAACCUUUCACUGGAUAUUUUGAGGGGUAAUGAUGAGACUAUUGGAUUUGAAGAUAUUCUUUUUUUUUUUUUUCUUUUUGGAUUUGAAGAUAUUCUUAAUGACCCAUCACAAAGUAAACUAAUGGGAGAACCACACUUGAUGGUGGAAUAUAAACUUGGUUUACUAUAACGCACUGAGCUGACCCUGGAAAUGGAGGGGCUACAUCUUGUUUAUAGUCGUCUUUUUGCUAUAAUUUUAUGUAUACAACAUUAAAAGUACUGACACCUGAGAA